Messenger RNA from Chlorocebus sabaeus (green monkey), 1301 nucleotides. The record is from RefSeq and is a predicted model, not a curated record. Lineage: Eukaryota; Metazoa; Chordata; Mammalia; Primates; Cercopithecidae.
AAUGAUUAGUCUCUGGUAUUCCUGCUCUCAAGUUAGUCUUUUUUCCAUCACAUGUACUUAUGUUAUUAAGUGCUAAAUGGAUAAAAUUUCACUCCUCCAGAGUUCCGUGGUUAACCCCCUACCAUCUCUUUGCAUAUGCUUCUUACUCUGAUUGGAAUACUUGUUGUUUGGAUAUCUCGAUAUCUCCUACUCAUCCAUUAAGACCCAGCUUAAGGCUCAUCCCCUCCUUCCAGAAGCCUUCAUGACCUCAGUCCCCAGACUGAGUUAUUAGAUGCCAUUCCUCUCAGCCUCUAUAGCACCUUAAUGAAAGUCCUUAUAAAAAUAUACUAUGCAGAGCUUUGGGUUCGUCUGUGGUCGUGUCUUGGUUCCUGAACCUCACGACCCAGCGACGGCGAUGUCUCUUGACUAAAAGACAGUGUCCAGUGCUCCAGCCUAGAGGUCUAAGGGGACCGCCACCCACGCUGCCACCAUGCCCAACUUCUCUGGCAAUUGGAAAAUCAUUCGAUCAGAAAACUUCGAGGAUUUGCUCAGAGUGCUGGGGGUGAAUGUGAUGCUGAGGAAGAUUGCUGUGGCUGCAGCGUCCAAGCCAGUAGUGGAGAUCAAACAGGAGGGAGACACUUUCUACAUCAAAACCUCCACCACCGUGCGCACCACAGAGAUUAACUUCAAGGUUGGGGAGGAGUUAGAGGAGCAGACCGUGGAUGGGAGGCCCUGUAAGAGCCUGGUGAAAUGGGAGAGUGAGAAUAAAAUGUUCUGUGAGCAGAAGCUCCUGAAGGGAGAGGGCCCCAAGACCUCAUGGACCAGAGAACUGACCAAUGAUAGGGAGCUGAUCCUGACCAUGAGGGCGGAUGACGUUGUGUGCACCAGGGUCUACGUCCGAGAGUGAGUGGCUAUGGGUAGAACAGCGUCCGGAGCCCACCACUGGCCAGGCUCACUGCCCUGCUUCACUGCCCACUCCCUCCCACUCCCUUCUAGGAUAGUGCUCCCCUUACCCCAGUCACUUCUAGGGGUCACUGGGAUGCCUCUUGCAGGAUCUUGCUUUCUUUGGCCUCUUCUCUCCUCCCACACACCAACAAAGAGGAAUAGCUUGCAAGAGCCCAGAUCACCCAUUCCGGGUUCACUCCCUGCCUCCCCAAGUCAGCAGUCCUAGCCCCAAACCGGGCCAAAGCAGGGUCUCUCUAAAGGGGACCUGAGGGCCUGAGCAGGAAAGACUGGCCCUCUGGCUUCUACACUUUGUCCCUGUAGCCUAUACAGUUUAGAAUAUUUAUUUGUUAAUUUUAUUAAAAUGUUUUAAAAAAAUA